AUGUCGCUAUUCGUCAACCCAUACAAUGCUCAAGAAGUGCGCCAGGAAAAGAUUGACAUAGCUGAAGUGCAAUUCAACGCCAUGAACGUGACCUUCAACAACAUCCUCCAUACCUGUCUCGAGAAAUGCAUUCCACACGACGUGUACAGCGAAAGCGAUCUGAACAAGGGCGAAAUGUGCUGCAUAGACCGGUGCGUCGCCAAGAUGCACUACAGCAACCGCCUGAUCGGAGCGCUAGUCCAGGCAAGAGGAUUCGCUCCAGACGCGCAUUUAGCUCAUUACGACAAGUUCAAACAACCGCAACUGGACAUAGGAUCAUGA
This is a messenger RNA of Torulaspora globosa, 321 nucleotides long. It is a transcript of the gene TIM12, whose product is annotated as Tim12p. Bases 1 to 321 code for a protein of 106 amino acids. The transcript has a single exon. Gene Ontology annotation, biological process: protein insertion into mitochondrial inner membrane. Gene Ontology annotation, cellular component: mitochondrial inner membrane. The record is from RefSeq and is a predicted model, not a curated record. Lineage: Eukaryota; Fungi; Ascomycota; Saccharomycetes; Saccharomycetales; Saccharomycetaceae.